This is a messenger RNA of Paecilomyces variotii, 1467 nucleotides long. Its product is annotated as nuclear and cytoplasmic polyadenylated RNA-binding protein pub1. Gene Ontology annotation, molecular function: RNA binding. NCBI's taxonomy places the organism in Eukaryota, Fungi, Ascomycota, Eurotiomycetes, Eurotiales, Thermoascaceae. Bases 1 to 1467 code for a protein of 488 amino acids. The record is from RefSeq and is a predicted model, not a curated record. The transcript has 5 exons.
AUGGCGGACAACGCGCCACCAUCCUCUUCUUCCACUCUUCCACCGCCUCCUCAGGCAGCUGCAGGCGCUCCGGGUCAGCAAUAUGAUGGAUCUCAGGGGAAUAGUCAAGGGAACCCUUCCCAUAUGCCUCCACCACCUCUGCCCCCUGUGGUCAUUCCACAGAACACAAACCCGAUUCCGACGGCAAUUACCUCCCCGAUAUCAGGGAACAUGAUGUCUCCGACUAGCGCCGGCGGCUACGUGCGUCGGGCGGCGCCAGAGCCAAACAAGCGAGCUCUGUAUGUCGGAGGGCUGGAUCCCAGAGUCACAGAGGACAUUCUCAAGCAGAUCUUUGAGACGACAGGUCAUGUGCAGAGUGUGAAGAUUAUUCCGGACAAGAACUUCCAGAGUAAGGGCCUGAACUACGGUUUUAUCGAGUACGACGACCCUGGUGCGGCAGAGAGAGCGAUGCAGACCCUUAACGGACGCCGUGUCCAUCAGUCGGAAAUCCGUGUGAACUGGGCCUACCAGUCCAACAACACGAACAAGGAAGACACUUCUAACCACUUCCACAUCUUCGUCGGUGAUCUGAGCAACGAGGUCAACGACGAGGUCCUCCUUCAGGCCUUCUCUGCUUUUGGCUCUGUUUCUGAAGCUCGCGUGAUGUGGGACAUGAAGACUGGUCGGUCCCGUGGCUACGGUUUCGUCGCUUUCCGCGAGCGCGGAGAUGCCGAGAAAGCUUUGAGUUCCAUGGACGGGGAAUGGCUUGGUUCUCGUGCUAUUCGCUGCAACUGGGCCAACCAAAAGGGACAACCUUCCAUCUCUCAACAGCAGGCGAUGGCCGCCAUGGGCAUGACUCCUACCACUGCAUUUGGUCAUCACCACUUCCCUACUCAUGGCAUUCAGAGCUACGACAUGGUGGUUGCACAGACUCCUCAGUGGCAGACAACUUGUUAUGUCGGAAACCUCACCCCGUACACAACACAGAAUGAUCUCGUCCCAUUGUUCCAGAAUUUCGGCUACGUCGUUGAGACUCGCGUCCAGGCCGACCGUGGAUUCGCCUUUGUGAAGAUGGACACCCACGAGAAUGCUGCCAUGGCGAUCUGCCAGCUUAACGGAUACAACGUCAACGGACGUCCAUUGAAGUGCAGCUGGGGCAAGGAUCGUCCUCCCACCGGCCAGUUCGAUGGUUUCUCACCGCAGCAGGCUGGUGCUGCUGCUGCUGGCUUUGGCGGUGCCGCGUCUCCCUACUUUCCUCAGUACGGAGGUCCUACUGGACCUAUGACCCCUACGGGUCCUAGUCCGGCUGGUCGCGGUUGGGACCAGCAGGCUACCAAUUUCGGUGGUCCUGGAAUCCCAGUCCAAGGCUACGGCCAGCUUCCAGGCAAUGCUGCAGGCUAUGGCCGUGGUCAGACGCCUCCUGGAGCAGCAUGGGCUCAGCCUGGUAACGCCGGCUUUGGAAAUGGCUUUGGAGGCUACCAGGCGUAG